Messenger RNA from Ostertagia ostertagi, 456 nucleotides. Lineage: Eukaryota; Metazoa; Nematoda; Chromadorea; Rhabditida; Trichostrongylidae. The record is from the annotation of a GenBank genome assembly.
AUGGACGGAUGUGCGAACAAGCCAUGUCAACACGGUGGUACUUGCCUGCCACGAUUCGGCAAGAAGUACAACUGUUUGUGUCCUCCGUACCGUACUGGUGAAAACUGUGAAGAGGACAUCGACGAAUGCGCCAUCUAUGAAGGGACCCAUGCAGGAUGCCAGAACAAUGCAACAUGUGAGAAUCACGACACAGGUUUCCGAUGUCAAUGUCGCUCUGGCUACCACGGCCCUCUCUGUCAGUAUCGCCAGUCCACAUGCUCAAAGUCAAUUGAGUUGUGCGGACACAUGGUCACUGCCAUACGCGACACAUCAGAACAGAUGCUAGAUCACGAUGACAAGCUGAAUCCUACAUGUGUUGAUGUCGACGAAUGUCUUGAUAAUCCGUGUCACCCUGGAGUGGACUGCAUCAACUUGCCGGGCAAAGUUUCAAGUGCACAGGCUGCCCAAAGGGUUAAU